Molecule: messenger RNA, 2094 nt
Organism: Pseudocercospora fijiensis CIRAD86
Lineage: Eukaryota; Fungi; Ascomycota; Dothideomycetes; Mycosphaerellales; Mycosphaerellaceae
Exons: 1
Coding region: 1-1959 (652 amino acids)
Biological process (GO): formation of translation preinitiation complex; translational initiation
Molecular function (GO): translation initiation factor activity
Source: RefSeq, a predicted model, not a curated record
AUGUUCAAGAAGAAGCCAACCAUCAAGCCGCUGGCUCCAGUACGAAGCUCGGAUCGACGCAAGCUCGCAGACCAGAUCAUCAGCGAAUAUGGCCUUGAAAAAGUUACCGGCCCAGAAAACAGCGAACAGACUCCAGAACAGAAGGCUGAAGCUGCCGCGACGCGAACCAGCUUACGAAACUCCUUGCUACCCGACAAUGCUCAAUCAGCGCGAUUCACUACGACUUACGGUCCUGAAUUGAAACAGGCUUCGGGAACAGUCUACUUAGGCUCACAAGACGGAGAAGAGCCCAGGAUAUUGUGGUUCGACAUUGACAAGCGUAUACUGCCGUCGGUCUACACGCUAUGGCGGAAUCCCGACAUUGUCCCAUUGCUGCACACACCGGACAUCGUCAUAAAGAAGAUGCAAGGAGGCGCAGACCUGAUGACUCCCGGACUUGCUGCUGGCCCUCCAUUUCCAUCGCGGGCGAAGAAAGGAGCUAUUGUUGCAAUAGCCGGGAUAGAUCGACCCUCAGUGCCAAUCGCUGUAGGUAUUUGCGAGAUCGAUGUUGGUGCACUCGAGCAGGUGCGAGGAGCAAAAGGACACGCGGUCGAAAACAUGCACUGGCAAGGAGACGAGCUUUGGAACUACAGCACAGCUACCAAGCCUGGACAGCAGCCGCCGCAAGAGAUUGAGGGAUGGUCAAAAGUGCUAGAAGAGCGAGGACUGAUAGACAAAGUGCAAAAUCUUGCACUUGAAGAGCAGGAAGAUGGAGGUGGGGUUUCGCUAGGGAAAAAUGGUGGUGGAGGAGCUGUUACGGGCGAGGUGCAAGCUGAAGCCAACAAACCAACUGAGAAUAUGAAUGCGCUGGUAGAGACUGUUGAGGCCAAAGAGCUCACUCCGAAGGAGAUCGACGAUGCAUUCCGAAAUGCAUUCCUGUAUGGUGUACACCACUUCAAGACCACCAACCCCGACGCCAAGAACCACGGACUAGUAUUUCCUCUACAGCAGUCAUCAGUGAUGGCAACUUUGGUCCAGCCAUUUCUACCCGCAUACUCGCCCGAACAAGCGCAGCAAUUACAGAUCAAGAAGACCUCGUGGAAAAACAUCAAAAAGUUCGUCAAGAGUCUCGACAAGGAGAAGAUCAUCAAAACCAAAGAUCGAGACGGAAAUGAAGUUGUCGUACAAGACAUUGAUUUCGACGAUGCUGCCAUCAUCAACUUCAAGCCUUACCGCCUGCCAAAGAAAGAAACAGCAGGCGGCACCUCUACAGGACGAGGCGACCUCGCCACCGAGAAGAUUGACACUGGUGACGAAUCAGUCGGCCAAAAGCUCCAAGUCAUAACAUCCUACCGACCAACCUCCAAACUCCAGCCCGUCUUCGACGCAGCAAAAGGCAUCAAGACCCUUUACGCCCCACUCGAAGUCCGCGAACUCAUAACAGCCUACAUCGAAAGCGAAAACCUCAUCUCAGAAACCAACAAACGCCUGAUAAAACUCAACCCUAUCCUCGCCAACUCCGUCUUCGACGGCUCCGGGCCCCUCGAUAAAGAAGUCCUAGCCAAAGGCUCCGUGCCUCGAGACGCCCUAAUCGACCGCAUCCUCCAUAGCAUGUCAACAUCCUAUUCCAUAAUCCGCAACAACGCCGACCCAUCCACCAUAAAACCUAAAUCCGGCACGCCUCCAAAGAUCCACAUUACCCUCGAAACCAGAAGUGGGAAUAAAACGGUGACAAAAGUGUCUGGGUUGGAAAACUAUUAUGUUCAGCCGAAAGUUUUGGCGGAUGAGUUGAAGAAAGUUUGUGCGGGAAGUACGUCUGUGGAGGCUCUUGCGGGCGCGGCGAAGAAGAAUGAGAGGGAGGUUAUGGAGGUUAUGAUCCAGGGGCCGCAGAAGGAUGCGGUUGUUAAGGCUUUGGAGAAGAGAGGGGUUGAUAGGAGGUGGGUUGAGGUGGUGGAUAAGACGAAGGGGAAGAAGAAGUGAUGAUGCUGAUGAUCACAGUGUUUUGGGAGCAUGAUAUUAGCCCUUUCGAGCCGGUGGUAGUUCACACCACUGGAAGUAAGCGAUAUCAAGAACCUGAAGCCCUUCUUCACAGUUCAUGAAUUCCUACUCUUCCUC